GGAAGUGUGCGGGAGGUUUAAAUCGUCCCGCUUGAGAGUCGAGAGUGUGAUACUGCUGCUGCUCUUGUGAAGUUGGGGGAUAUUCAUACGUUUAAAAAUGUCAAUGGAAAGGCCCCUUCAAGAGCUCCCUUGCUUGGACGAGAAGCUGGAGAGCUCCCUGCUAGCCUCACAGAAAAGUAAACGCCCGAAACGACCCCACGUUGCAUGCCUCGAUGCCGAAAACACUCCACAAGAACUCAUUCAGAACUGGUCGCCACCUCGUAAACACCAGCGGGUUACAGACAAGGGGAAGGAGAACGAAGAAAACGUGUUUAUUUUGGCAAGACGACCCAGGAGGCGGAGAGAUUCUCUAGGUGUAUGCUGGGACCAUUUACCUGAUGAGCUGCUUCUGAGGAUCCUGUCCUGCCUGUCGCUGCGGGAUCUGCUCCGGACCUCCAGGGUCUGCAAGCGCUGGCACCAGCUCUCGUUUGACGAGUCCCUCUGGCAGAGCGUGGAUCUGGAGGGAAAGGUGCGACUUGGCAACGCUCUCGGUCAGGUGCUGUCUGCUGGUGCCCUGAGACUACGAUGCCCACACACUUCUAUUGGAGAACCAUGCUUUACACAUAAAGAACCACUGCGGGUUCAGCACUUGGACCUGUCUGGCUGCACCGUCUCACCUGAAGUCGUUUAUGACGUUAUUUCCCGCUGCACACAGCUACAGAAUCUCAGUCUGGAGGGGCUUCUUCUCUCAGACGGCAUUCUACAAUUUCUGGCACAGAAUCCACAGCUGGUGCGCCUCAACCUGAGUGGAUGUUCAGGAUUCUCCUCUGAAACACUGGCCCAAAUGCUCCAGUCCUGCACACGGCUGACUGAGUUGAACGUGUCCUGGUGUGACUUCAGCAACGAGCAUGUGAAGGCCGUGGUGAGCAACGUCACUCCAUCUAUCUCACAGCUUAACAUCAGUGGCUACCGACAGAACCUCACCAUGGAGGACAUGAGGUGCCUGGUGGAGAGAUGUCCCAGUAUUGUCCAUCUGGAUCUCAGUGAUAGCGUCCUGGUGACGAUAGACAGUUUCCCCAUCCUGCAGCAGCUGUCGUCCCUCAGACAUCUUGGCCUGAGCCGCUGCUAUCAGAUCCACCCAGCUGCCCUACUGGAAUUUGAGCGGUUUCCAGAGCUGCAGACGCUGGAGGUGUUUGGCCUGGUGCAGGACACCCAUCUGACAGUGUUGAUGAAGGAGCUGCCCAAACUGCGCUUAAACUCCCAGCGCUUCACCAGCAUAGCCAGGCCGUCGCCCUCCGGCCGAGGCGGCAGUGUGUCCAUGUGGGGGCUUCCCUGCCAUCUGGUUUACAGGCUAUAGUACAUCCAGGUCAAAGGUGACAAGGGUGGGAGUUUGCCAAAUGGAUCAAAACCUUUGGCCAACUAGUUAAGGUUCCAGCAAGGACUGAAAAGGGAUUUUUAUCAAUGGUACAAAUGUUUCAUUUGGAUAGCAGUCAUUCAAGAUCAAUUUUAGAGUCGACAGGUAGAAUUUCUUUACGUUGACUUAACCAUGUCUAAUUUUUCCCGUAUGUAGAUUUGUUUCAAUGGAUAUGUUCAAAAUAUCCAAAACUUUUACCUUAUCGUUGUUACCAUGGAAAACGAUUAUAACAUUUUUGGUGGGCACAUCCUGACUACUGCCUUUUAACAUUUUUAUCUGCUCUGGGGCCCUGGUGUGUACGACAAUCUGAAGAAUCAGUGUGCUGGUGAACAUGCAGUCGUGUUUCAAAUGGCCUUUUCUAAUGUAGAACUCUGCUGCUGCUCACAUACUACUCAGGCAAGUAUUACGUGUAAAAACUGCCCAGGGAAGUAUUAUAAGAGCUUAAGCGUUCACAACUGCCCAGGGAAGUAUUAAGCGUCCAAAAAAAAAAAAAAUACUCCUGAAGCGAGGUACUGUUUGUUCAAAAGAUGGCAAAAUGAAAUGUCCUGUAUGCAGCUGGAUCGCACUCUAUACCUGGCUGAUAGGAUAUGUUCAUCUGAUGUGUGCAACAUGGUUCAUCUGAUAAAUUAACCUCUGAACAGUACGUUGUGCUCGAGUUACAUUGGAGGUGGUUGUUAGAAAUAAUUUUAUAAAAAUGGAUGUAUGUUGAAUUCAUGAAGUUGUUCAUGUCUUGAUGUAAAUAAAUGUUUUUCUACUUAGUGUA
Molecule: messenger RNA, 2156 nt
Organism: Alosa alosa (allis shad)
Lineage: Eukaryota; Metazoa; Chordata; Actinopteri; Clupeiformes; Clupeidae
Gene: skp2
Product: S-phase kinase-associated protein 2, E3 ubiquitin protein ligase
Exons: 10
Coding region: 98-1336 (412 amino acids)
Molecular function (GO): protein binding
Source: RefSeq, a predicted model, not a curated record